Xenopus laevis (African clawed frog) is the source of this 1944-nucleotide messenger RNA. It is a transcript of the gene proc.L, whose product is annotated as protein C, inactivator of coagulation factors Va and VIIIa L homeolog. Bases 451 to 1839 code for a protein of 462 amino acids. The record is from RefSeq and is a predicted model, not a curated record. The transcript has 8 exons. Lineage: Eukaryota; Metazoa; Chordata; Amphibia; Anura; Pipidae.
GAUCCAAAUUACAGAAAGACCUCUUAUCCAGAAAACUCCAGGUCCUGAGCAUUCCGGAUAACAGGUCCCAUACCUGUAUUGGUUAAACUAGACCCCUAAGAUAAAUCUGAGGUUCCAGUGACAUCUAAUUACUGCACUGAUUAUUAGUCAGAUUGGUACAACGAAGUGCUUACCUAGGUUCUAGGUUGGUCAGUUACUCGAUACAAAAUUUGGCCUAGGUUUAAAUUCUAGUAAAUCCGCUAUAAUGUGGUUAUAACUGGAGUUUUUUUGGUGUAACUGCUCUGCAUGGGGUCACACGUGCACAGACGGCCAAAAUCUCAUUCAGAAAUUGGUCCAACCAUUGAAAUAUUGCAGAGUGCUUUGUAUUAAAGAUAACACUAAAACACAAUGACUUCUUUCCCAUGGCAUAGUCAUUCCCCAUUGUUUCUCUUGUUCAUCACUAACUAGUGAAUGUGUCCUCUCCUUGUACUCACAGGUUUACCCCCCUACAGAAUAUGGUGGCCUCUUAUUCUUCAUUUAAUUCUUGUCAUUUGGGAGUCUCCUAAUGCUGAAAGCAGCCCAGUGUUCUCCAGCAAACAGGAGGCCAAUCAUGUGCUGAAAGUUCGGAAGCGUGCUUUUAACUUCAUGGAGGAGCUAAAGCCGGGAUCCCUGGAACGUGAGUGCAUAGAGGAGACGUGCAAUUUCGAGGAGGCCUAUGAAAUUUUUGAGAAUAACGAGGACACACUCAAAUUUUGGACAACAUAUGUUGAUGGGGAUCAGUGCCAGUCCAAUCCAUGUAUCAAUGCUGAGUGCAAGGACGGGAUUGGAAGAUUUGACUGCAUCUGUAAUGAGGGCUGGGAAGGACGCCUGUGUGGCUAUGAGGUUGUGUAUUCCAACUGCUCAUUGAAUAAUGGCGGAUGUACCCACUUCUGCACUGAGGCAGUGAAUAGCACGAGACGUGUGUGCAGCUGUGCCACAGGUUACAUGUUACAUGAUGACCAGAACACGUGCCAACCAGCAGUGGAAUUCCCCUGUGGGAAACUGAAAAUCGUAGACUAUGAAUUUUCUGCCCGUCUCACUGGCGCAAAGCCAGGACGCAAAGGGGAUGCUCCUUGGCAGGCCAUGUUACGUUAUGAGAAGAAGCUUAAAUGUGGAGGGGUCCUGAUUCAUCCUUCCUGGGUUCUGACUGCAGCCCAUUGUGUUCAACAUGCUGGAAAGUACACUGUCCGACUUGGCGAAUAUGACAUCCGAAAGUUGGAGGAUACAGAGCAGCAGUUUGCUGUGGCUAAGAUCAUUUCCCAUCCUGCGUAUCAAAGGGACACCAGCGAUAAUGAUAUCGCCCUAGUGCGUCUUGUACAGCCAGUUGUCUAUAACAAAUAUAUUCUGCCCAUAUGUCUACCCAGUCUGGACCUUGCUGAAAGUAAACUGAUGGUGAAUGACACUAAAGUUGUGGUUACCGGCUGGGGGAGAGAAGAUGAAAAGGCCCUAAACUUUUCAAGUGUACUCAAAUACAUUGAGAUCCCCAUUGCUUCUCUUAAUGAAUGUGCUGAGACCCUGAAUGAUGGAGUGUCUGACAAUAUGCUGUGUGCCGGACAGCUAGGACACAUACAAGACGCCUGCUAUGGUGACAGUGGUGGGCCUAUGGUCACUCCGUUUGGAGGAUCAUGGUUUCUGGUGGGGCUGGUUAGCUGGGGGGAAGGCUGUGGGAGAAUUAAUAAUUUUGGUGUUUAUACCAAAGUCAGCCGUUAUCUGGACUGGGUUACACAAAAGAUGGCGGAGUAUGAAGAGGCCCGGCGUCUUGCUGAGGUAUCCAAGAUAGAAAAGCAGAAUGCCAAGAAAUCCUGGAAAGUCCGACCUUAACUUAGGAGCAAACAAUAUGGCAACCUAAAAUUUAAAUGUAUGUUUUCAUGCCCUGUAUCACCUUUCUUGUCAAAUUUAAAGGUGAAAUAAAGCCCAACUAAAGAA